Prunus armeniaca (apricot) is the source of this 1410-nucleotide messenger RNA. The record is from the annotation of a GenBank genome assembly. NCBI's taxonomy places the organism in Eukaryota, Viridiplantae, Streptophyta, Magnoliopsida, Rosales, Rosaceae.
AUGGCCCUGAGCACCCAAAGAGCCUCUACAUCUGGUACUUCCGCUGAAUGGGCUCCUCCACAUUGGAAGCAUGAUGUGUUUUUGAGUUUCAGGGGAGAAGACACUCGCGCAGGGUACUGGCAAGCAAUAAAAACUUUCGAGGACGACAGAGACCUUGAAAUAGGAGCAAGUAUUUCUCCGGAGCUGUUGACCGCAGUCAAACAAUCACAUCUUGCCAUCAUUAUUCUCUCCCCAAAUUACGCUUCUUCCACCUGGUGCUUGGAUGAACUUUCAAAAAUUCUUGAAUGCAUGAAAGACAGCAAGAGAAUUAUACCAAUCUUUUAUGAGGUUGAUCCUUAUGAUGUGCGAAAUCGAAGGGCGAGUUUUACGGAAGCAUUCACUAAGCAUGAAGAAAAGUUCAGUGAAGAUGUAGACAAGGUGAAGCAGUGGAGAGAUGCUUUAAAAGAAGUUGCCAAUCUCUCUGGGUUGGAUUCAAAGAAUUAUCAGUUGUUAGAUUCUCAAGAGAAGUUAGUCGGAAUUGAUUUUGCCCUUGAGCAACUACAUUUGCAAUUAGACUCUCGGAACGACACUGUUGAGAUGCAUGAUUUGAUACAAGAAAUGGCAUGGGAAAUUGUUCGUCAAGAGUGUAUCCAAGAGCCUGGAACCGGAGCAAUUGAAGCCAUUGGCUUGCGUUUGCCGAAAUUAGAAGAGGUGAAUUGGAAUUAUACUGCAGCCUUCUCUAAGAUGCACGGAUUAAGGCUUCUUCACUUUGAUAAUGUGAUCGUUUCUUCAGCCCCCAAAGAUCUUCCAAAUUCCUUAAGAACUAUCUGUUGGAGUUGGUACCCUUCUAAAUCACUCCCAUCAAGUUUCGAACCACGUUUCCUUGUUGAACCAAACAUGAGGGACGGCAAAGUUUCCCGUCUUUGGGAUGGAGCAAAGGUCUUGCCAAACUUGAAAUUUAUGGACCUUAGUUACUCUGAUCAAUUGACAAGUACCCCAGAUUUCACAGGCAUUCCAAAUCUUGAGAUUUUGUGGCUAGAUUUUUGUACGAGUUUAGUUGAGGUUCACCCCUAUGUUGCAGUUCUAAAAAAGCUGAGAUAUUUGGACCUUACGGAGAAAAGUGGUUCAGCCAAACGGGGAAAAGUGGUUUCCAACCUAUGCGUUCUUCCCAUACCACCACCAACAUAUAGGUUGAACCCUUGUGGAAAAGUGUCAAACCAACUAUACUUGACCAUGGAUGAUCUUGCCGAUAAGUUUGGAAUUGGUUCACUUCGUUUGACCACCAGACAAACGUUUCAGAUCCAUGGUGUUCUGAAAAAGGACCUUAAGACUGUAAUGAGUAGCUGUGCUGCAAUGUUCUCUGCAGUCUGCUGUGCGAAAAGGAGGAGCAAGAACAUUUCUGUUAAGAUCACCACAGGCGCCAAGGGUUGA